Lycium ferocissimum is the source of this 628-nucleotide messenger RNA. RefSeq lists its product as uncharacterized. NCBI's taxonomy places the organism in Eukaryota, Viridiplantae, Streptophyta, Magnoliopsida, Solanales, Solanaceae. The record is from RefSeq and is a predicted model, not a curated record. Bases 138 to 344 code for a protein of 68 amino acids. The transcript has a single exon.
UCAUUGUCUGAGCUUCCUUUUUCCUUUGUCUUCCCCGAAAUAGAAAUAUUUAAAAGAAAAACAAGCUAAGCCCACCACAUUUUCUUGAAUUUUCUCUACCAUUUAGUACUACUUUUUAGCAAGAAACUAUAGGGUCAAUGGUGUGUUUUUGUUUUCUGGUGGAUCAGAAGAGAGUAACGAAAAAGACUAAACCAGUAGCCGGUUCCUGUUCCAGAUGUGGCUAUAGUGCUCAUGUUGCUGAUAUGUGUACGCUAACCAGAUUUUGUAAUAUACCUUUUUAUUGGAAAUCUUGGAAAGCUAUUGUCUGUUGUUUCUGUGGCGCCAUUCUCAAGUCUUACAAAUAACCAUUAAUUCUUUUCUCUUCGAUUGUUAUAUGUGUCAUAUUUAUGUGUGUGGAGUGAAGUCUUUAUGAGUCCCUGAUCAUCAGGAUUUUGUAUUAUUUAGAACAAUAUUACUGAAGUUAGGGGUGGAGGUACAUGAUCAAAAGAGGGUCAAUUGAAUCUCUCCGCUGAAUAAUUAUAUUUUGCAUCAUGAGUAACGACUUGUUCUAUGUAUAUACAUAUUAUAUAUAUUAACUAUACAAUUCACUUUAUUAAAAAGAAGCUUCAAGUUUACUCCCUCCGGUUUA